AUCUUCUACAUGCCCCAGGCCCCCGAGAUAACCGUCCUCCUAACGCUAGUUCUAGCGCCUUCCAAAUCUUCGGUCCCACCCUAUCUCGAUGUGGCAAUUGGCUUCCGGGGGGAGGGGCACCUGCCUCAGAUUAUCUGCGAACUAUCAGACUCGUCCGGAGAAUGUCGGAGAAGGGGACUUGGGGCUGGGGAGUAUUUAUCCCAAUCAUGCUACUCCCCAGGACACGUUCGGAGCCCGGGACAUGUCAGGAUUGAGGAGAUACGAAGUGGCGCUGGAGGCGGAGGAGGAGAUCUACUGGGGCUGUUUCUACUUUUUCCCCUGGCUGCGAAUGUGGCGCAGGGAGCGGAGCUCGGCACACCCGCGGGAGCAGAAGCUGGAGCCUCUGCGUGACCUGAUGAGCUGUCUGUCAAGUGGCCUGGGCACUGCUCCCCAGCGCUCAGGUCGUAGCCUUCUCUGCCGCACCGCUGCCACCGCUGCCCAGCCAGCUGGUGCAUUAAAGAUUUAAAGCGAAGCCCACACACUGCCUUCCUGACUGCCGCCGCAACCGCCAUUAUGGCGGGGAGUCCCUCUCCGCACCUGCUGUUUCCCUCCCUACCGGGCCUCCCCCCCCUCCCCGUGUCAAGGUCCCUGUUAUUCCUAAAGGUCCCUCAUCAGUGUCAAGCUGCCUGUUACUUUCAAGUGACUGCCUCCCCACCCCACUCCCCAAAAACAUCCAUCACUGGUAGUAACCUUUGUGGAGAAACCUAAAUAAUCCUAGCCUGAUCUACCUCUCCACCUUAUCCCCAUGUUGAUAUGUUCCCACAACCCCAUCUCUGUUACCACCUUCUUUCUAGCGAGAACUUGACCACUGUCUGAAGAAUCUUCUCUUCCAAGAAGUUGAUUUAAAACAUUUUAAGGUUGUAGGCUGGCAGUGAGAGGGAGGAUUACUAGAAGUUGCUCCUGGCACCAUCCUGCCUCAAGAGAGUGAUACGGAUUGAGGACCUUCAUACAUUUAACACCCCAACCUGGCUUCUCCAGUUUGAUCUCAAUUUUAGCCUGGGACUGCCCCCAGCCACAACAGAUUGUGGCUGGGAGGAAGAAUUGGCCUUAUCUUUGAAGAAACCAAAGGGAAGAGAUGAGUACACACCUAAGAGAAUUUGUUUUCUGCCUUCUAGAAUUGUCAGUCUCUGGACUGACAAGUCCAAGAAAGAUCACAAAGCUUAUGGUAGGCAACCAGCUGAUGGAGAUCUGUGACAAGAUGAUGGAACCUGGAAGAUUUCUUCAGUAGAAAUUCUUGGACUUGUGUCUGGGGCACAAGUCCAGACUGAGAGUGGGAGAGAGACCUUAAGGCCUCUGGUACCAAAAAUUGAAGAUAAGCAGCCUCUGAGUUGUGAUCACUUUCAAGAAUGCACCUAAGGGGAUCAAACCCAGGGCCUUGCGCAUGCUAGACAACUGUUUUUGAACUUUAAAUAAAUGGAAUCACAAAAAAAAAAAAAAAGCG
Messenger RNA from Castor canadensis (American beaver), 1480 nucleotides. RefSeq lists its product as uncharacterized. The record is from RefSeq and is a predicted model, not a curated record. NCBI's taxonomy places the organism in Eukaryota, Metazoa, Chordata, Mammalia, Rodentia, Castoridae.